Molecule: messenger RNA, 666 nt
Organism: Rhizophagus irregularis DAOM 181602=DAOM 197198
Lineage: Eukaryota; Fungi; Glomeromycota; Glomeromycetes; Glomerales; Glomeraceae
Source: RefSeq, a predicted model, not a curated record
AUGAGUCAAAUACCUGUUAGCUUAAUUGGAACUUUACGUAUUUCUUUUGGUUCUAGGACGUCAAUUAAUUUCUUGCGCGCUUCAACCAAUACAAAGUUUGGUGAAGUUCAGUUGUUCCAACUAAUUUAUCUGGAGAAAAUCACUCAAACGGUUGAAACGGUUGAAUCGGUUGAAUCAACUCCUGAAGUAACUUUAUUUCCUUCACAAUCUUCUAUCACUGAAUCUCAAACAACUACGACUUCAAAGAAAGAAAAUGUUAUAUCUUCACCUGAUGAUGAUGAACGACCUUUUUCAUUAACUGGUUUAUUUGAUCUUUCACAAAUAAGUUUUGGUGCUUCAAUGGGAUUUGCAUCAGGUUAUUUUGUUAAAAAAAUAUCGAAAACUGCGGCAUUUUUAGUAGGUGCCGUAUUUGUAUUAUUACAAAUAUUAGAACAUCAAGGUUAUAUUAAAAUUCAUUGGAAUAAAUUUGAAGAAAAUUAUCAAAAAGUAUUAGAUUUAGAUAAAGAUGGUAAAGUUACUGCUAAUGAUUUUAAAUUGAUUUUACGUAAUAUUGUAACAUUUCUAAGUAAAAACUUUCAAACCGACGCAAGUUUUAUUAUUGGAUUUGGUAUUGGACUUAGAUAUGAUUAAAUAAUUAUUAUAUAUGUAUUAUUAUUUUGUUAUAUU